AUCGAAGAGAUAGUAGGCCUUCAUGGACUGUGUGAUAGACGAAGCGUUAGUGGGAAAGUUCCAAUGGAAAUGAAGGUCCUCUACUUAAUUUCUGUACUUACAGUUUACUUCCAAGAAGGUCUGUGUGACUACCCCCACACGAAAUGCGAAUCUAAAGCAGGAGAAUACCAGACGUGCUUCUCCGAAACAUCAUGCUGUUAUAAUAAAUACAACUCGCACUCGACGUGCUGCGGACUGAGGGGAACGGCGGUGACCACAUGUCCCACUCUCGUUUCGUCCACGCUCUACUGCUACGGAACAUACUCCUACUGCUGUGCAUCAAAUACUGAGUAUUAUGGACCUGGACUCUUUUAUUCCUGCUGUGACUAUUGCGCUAAGUUUGGAUGCGGCAUCCAUUCGCCAAUAAGCAAACUAGCCGGCGGCAUCAUUGGCGGGAUCGUGUGUUUGAUUCUCGUCAUCAUCAUCCCCGUAGCGAUGUGUUGGUCAGCACCUUGGAAACUUAGAAAGAUCCAACCAAUGAAGAUGAGAAAUACGCAAAUCGAUCAAGUUCACCGACAGCCACCAUCCCGCGAUCGUGGUUCGGACGAAGCCCAGAAUCCCGGGAAGCCAUUUGCUGGUGCUCCAUAAGGAUUUUCGAAGUAGCCGUCGUUAUUGGGCACCCAAAUCCACCCUGUUUACAAAGAGCCACGCGCGUUCACUUGAGGAUAAGAGCUAAAUAGCCCCCACAGCCCCCACGACUACCCCCAUUGUCAACAUACGUGUGUUGUCAGUGGGGUGUAGUAGUGGGUUGGGGUGGUGUUAGUCAGUCGAGGAAAGUCACGAUUCUGGCGAAGUGAGCAUCUUCAGUUACAACGAACUUCGAAAGUUGACUUUGUUUGACUGCGGCGUUUUCUGCGUCAAGUCACAGAAAUCUGAGUGUCUAUUUAUCGUGAAAUGGUCUGUAGUCUUCCCAAGGAAGCGCCCGCAGCGGGAACGCUCUAGUGAAGUAAGGCCCUUGUGCCUACCAUGCUUUAUUCUUACAAAGUAUUUUUAUUGUUUUUUUUGU
Messenger RNA from Lineus longissimus, 1045 nucleotides. RefSeq lists its product as uncharacterized. Lineage: Eukaryota; Metazoa; Nemertea; Pilidiophora; Heteronemertea; Lineidae. The transcript has 4 exons. The record is from RefSeq and is a predicted model, not a curated record. The coding region runs from base 64 to 627 and encodes 187 amino acids.